GGGCGUUGCUAGGGAACCUUUGGCGGCAAGAUGGCGGCAGCUGGUCCGAGCCCGGGUUCGCUCCGGCAGCGCCGGGAAUCGUCGAGGCGGCCGCCGCGGGACGGCUAUGGCGUGUACGUAUACCCAAAUUCCUUCUUCCGAUAUGAAGGGGAAUGGAAGGGAGGGAAGAAACACGGUCAUGGGAAGCUGCUUUUUAAAGAUGGAGGUUAUUACGAAGGUGAAUUUGUGGAUGGAGAGAUCACUGGGGAAGGCUACCAGCACUGGGCCUGGUCAGGAAACACCUACUCUGGACAGUUUGUUUUAGGAGAGCCUCAAGGACACGGCAUCAUGAAGUACAAAGCCGGGGGUCACUAUGAAGGGGAGUUCUCUGGCGGUCUGAGGGAAGGACAGGGGUUUCUGGAGGACCAGGAUGGGCAGGUGUACCAAGGGUCCUUCCAUGGCAACAAGAAACAUGGCCAUGGGCAGAUGUUCUUUAAGAACGGUGACAAGUACGAUGGUGACUGGGUUCGAGACCAGCGUCAAGGACAUGGGGUGCUGUGCUAUACCGAUGGCUCCACGUAUGAGGGACAGUGGCACAGUAAUAUCUGGAGUGGGCUGGGCACCUUGGCCCACUGCUCAGGAGUCACCUACUGUGGGCUGUGGAUUAAUGGCCACCCAGCAGCUCAGGCUAAAAGGAUUGUGGCCCUGGGUCCAGAGGUGCUGGAGGUGGUCCAAGGAUCGUCCUUCACCUUGAAAGUACAGCUGCAGCAGGAUGAUGGGGAAGUUGCCAAGAGCGAGAGUGGCCGGGUCCUGAAGAUCUCAGCAGGAGUCAGAUAUGUGCAGCUCCCCGCAUACUCUGAGGUCAGCUUUUUCAAGAUGGAUGAAGACCAUCAGGAGACACCCAUCCAGACACCAUUUGGGUUCCAGUGCAUUUCUUAUCCUCUGUCCUUUGCCACAUCCUGCGGACUGGAACCCAGGUCUAGUGUGGAAGGUGCCAGAGCCAACCUACCACUCUCCAAGGGAGAUCUGGAGCAGGCACUGGACAACCAGGGAGACACCCCCAGCAUCCUGCCUGCUGAAAGACAUGAGCCUCGCUGUCCUGAAGCCUGUCAACGAGUGGAGCAUGGAUGUGCUGAGUUUGUGGACAUCCUCCUCGGGCCCCCUCCACCUGGGAUGCAGCCUUUCCUGUUCCUGCCCAGCAUGCUUGAGAAGGCGUACAGGAGGCCCAAAGGUAGCCAGAGUCCCCCAGAGGGAGCAGCCACUUCACAGGAGCCACCAGAAAGCACCAGGUCUAAUGGGACUACAGUGGAGCUGUCAGCAGCGGCAUAUCUAGGGGAAUACGUGCUCAUGAUCUGUGAUGUAACCACCCCUCCAUUCCUGGGCCAUAGGCUGCCCACUGCCUUCAAGCACCUUCGAGUCUUGGCAAAAGGGGACAGCCAGUCAUCCCAAGUCCCUGGAGACAGGCCAGAAGCUCUAAGCUAGGGCCAGUCCUGGCCCCUGGACGCAAAGGAGCUACCAGCACCCUCAAGAAAAGGCCACCCCUCCCCUGGAGGCUUAUGCUGCCUCCCCCAGGGGCCACAUCAUCUGUCCCCAAACAGCCUAGGAACAGAGGGCUGGCCCCUGUGAGCCCCAUGACCACUGACUUCUUUCAAUAAAACUCUCCA
Nannospalax galili (Upper Galilee mountains blind mole rat) is the source of this 1643-nucleotide messenger RNA. RefSeq names its product MORN repeat containing 1 (gene Morn1). Bases 31 to 1461 code for a protein of 476 amino acids. The record is from RefSeq and is a predicted model, not a curated record. Lineage: Eukaryota; Metazoa; Chordata; Mammalia; Rodentia; Spalacidae. The transcript is spliced from 14 exons.